GAAAGAAAGAUCAAAAGUUUUUCGUUUAGUUGAGCAAUUUUACACACAUGAAAGAGAAAAGUCUCACCAUUGAGUCUAGGAGAAAUUGGGUGAAAGAAGGAAUGUUAAAAUCAGUAGGGGACGGAAGUGAUACUUUGUUCUGGCAUAACAUCUGGGUUGGGGAGAUGCCACUUAAGGAGAAAUACAAUAGAUUAUUUGGGAUCUCUUUAGAUAAGGAGGCUGUCAUUGCAAAAAUGGGUAAUUGGAAUCAAGGGGUGUGGGAAUGGACAUGGAAGUGGAGACGAAAUCUUUUUGCUUGGGAAAAUGAACUUUUGCAGGAAUUAAUCAAGGAACUACAAACAAUCUCGCUAAAACAAGGACAGCAGGAUGCAUGGACUUGGAAAUAUAACCAGGAAGGCAAGUACACAGUGAAGACAACAUACAAACAUUUAUGUCAACAACACACUAUAGGUUCUACUUCUGGCCAAAGAAUCCCAACAAAGGACAACUUGAAAAGUCGGGGACUGAAAGGCCAAGAUGAUGACAAAUGUGUGCUAUGUGGAGUAGAAGUAGAGAGCGUGGAACAUCUUUUUUUCAAAUGUGAGGUUUCAUGGAGCAUAUGGGCCUCAUGCUAUGACUGGUGGAACCUCAAAACAGUUGGCCAAGGUAAAGGAUGGAUACAUAUUGAGCAGCACACUGGCUUGGUAUCCAGAGGACUCAUGAAGGAAAUGUGGAUAGUAAUCUGGUUUGCAACUAUUUGGUCCAUUUGGCUGUGGCGUAAUCAGAAAAUAUUCAAAGAUGAAGCCGACAGUUGGGAGCGGGUUCUUGAGCUAAUAAAGUUCAGGUCGUUUUACUGGUGCAAAACAACAUUAUGCCCAGAUCUUGUGCAAGACAAAUGGCGCUCCAAACCAAAAGAAGGACACAAGAGAUUGCAGCAAUGAGUUUGAGACUGACCACCAUGUAAUGGACCAUGGAAAGAGGUUACUUGCUGGUAGAAGUAAAGAUGGAUACCUACCUCCUAAAAGGCAAGUAAAUGGUUGUCAAGCCGGUGGCUGAUUACAAUCCGUGUUGCCCGGCAUGUGUAUGGGAUCUUUAACUGUGAAAGCCUUUAUGAAUUUGUAGUGUAAUGGGUUUGGAGUACCCCCUGUACUCCAUUAAUUCAAUAAAUUUUAUUUGCUGAU
Messenger RNA from Rubroshorea leprosula, 1160 nucleotides. The record is from the annotation of a GenBank genome assembly. Lineage: Eukaryota; Viridiplantae; Streptophyta; Magnoliopsida; Malvales; Dipterocarpaceae.